Messenger RNA from Xenia sp. Carnegie-2017, 3197 nucleotides. Its product is annotated as testis-expressed protein 2-like. The record is from RefSeq and is a predicted model, not a curated record. Lineage: Eukaryota; Metazoa; Cnidaria; Anthozoa; Malacalcyonacea; Xeniidae. The coding region runs from base 338 to 2890 and encodes 850 amino acids. Gene Ontology annotation, cellular component: endoplasmic reticulum. Gene Ontology annotation, molecular function: lipid binding. The transcript has 7 exons.
CUAUGACACGUGUCUCUCCGUAAUUUGCCGUAUACGUGUCGGGGAAACAUCAAAGUGUCACAAAAUGUGUCAAUUAGACUAUUUUCGACCAAUAGGAGUGUGACUAGUGAGAAUUUCUCAUUACGUUUGACUUCGUUAGAGAUAAAGUAAUGCGCCACUAAAUAACUGUACUGCAGGCUCAUCAUUAUCUCAGAGUAAACAAAGGGAAACGUAUCGUAUUAAAGGUGCAAAACUGAAAUGUUUACGACGGUAAACCUUGUGGUUUUUCCUUUAUUUAAUAUUCCCAAAGUAAGCUAUCGAGCACAUUACAUGAAUCAUUGUUGGAAGUCAGAGGGAAAUGGCUUCUAAGAAAGUGGGACCACCUCGCCCGCCUUUGCCUUCGAAGAACCAACUCAAGCAGAAGCAAGUCGAUACAAAGAGAACAGAGCACACGGAAGAUGUAAUAGCGACAAGGAAUCCUUUCUCCAUACGUUACUGUCGAGAUGAUAGUAAUCAAUCGGACGAAGAGAUCUCGAUCACUCUCAAGGAAAAAGCACCAGUUGUCCAGUUGGACAGAAAUAAUGAAAACAAAACAGACCCAUUGAAUAAUGGUUCACUCCAUGGGGAAAAUUCACUAUCGAAUUCGCCAGCUACACCCUCAGGCGGUUGUGUACUUCAUUCGCUGCCUUUCUUGCCAAAAGCGCCAAAUAUUUCUAACAAAGAGCCUAUUUCAGACGGUGAAACAUUGAACUGUAAAGCUGCUGGACAAAAUAACUCUUCUGAUGAAAUAGUGUUCGAAACAGCUCAUUAUGAUAACGAAGCUAACACAAUAGCUUCUGUUAACUCAAAUGAACAAGAAGAAAAUAUUCCUUUGAGCUCAGGGGUAGAUAAUCCUGUAAUUCAUUCGUCUAUAUCAUUAAAAUCUCUACUAAAAAAGGACGUACACAGUUUGUCGAAUUUUCCGAAAGCGAAAAGUCUGGAUGAUAUGAAAAGAAAAAGUCUUUUAGCUUCAGCCAUAAUUGGUACAACAAAGCUUAUUAUGCCAUUUGGUGUGGGAGAUUUAAGUUCAGAAAUCACUGACCAAGAGACUGACAAGGAUGAAGAUGUAUUUCAAACAGAAGUACCAGUUUACAAUAUACUCUUGUUGUCAACGGUAGUAUUCUUAUAUUUUAUGUUGCCAUCUUCAUCUUUUGUAAAUGGCCUUGCCUUUGGUGGAGUAUUGAUGUAUUUUGUUAUUUUCACAUUGAUUUGGAUUUUGACACCUGAGAUGACCAACGAAGAACGAUAUAGACGUGACCUUAUAGAACAUGAACAUGAAAUGGAAAAGUUGCAAAUUUCCAAGAACGCAACUCAAUGUAGCAAUUCAAAUCAACCUCAGGAUUUGGAGGGAUGGUUUUUUAAAGCUUCAGAUUAUAGUGCCUCAGAACCUGUUGAUUUUGGGGACAUCGAUCAAGUACAACCAGUCUAUUUGAGCUUGGAAUCACAUUUGCUCACAUUUUCCUUUCCAGUUGAAGAGAGUUUGGGGAAGAUUAAACGAAGCAAUAUGCUUGCAAAAAAUGAGAAUAUAAAAUUUAGUGAUACGAAGGACUACGAUUUAAGUUAUGGUGGUGACAUUCAACUUGUUCCAAACACAUUAACAUUGAAGCGAUUGUGGGCUAGGAAAUACCCCAUUUAUUUAAAACUUUUUAUCAAACCACCCAGUCAAGAGAACGUUGAGGAUAAUGCAGGAUCACAAGAUACAUUUGUUUUACCCUCUGACACAGAGGAGAUUUACCUGUUUAGUACCACUGGGCGUGCGAAGGAAGAAUGGUAUUAUCGAAUGGAGAAUAUUCUUAAACCUCGUACACACAGCAAGGAAAUUGAAAAUAUAUUCUACCAUCAAAAGACCUUUACUAACUAUAUGCAAAAGUUGAUUGGUGGUGAAUGUGAACCAACAACAAUGGCGCAACUAACUUGGGUCAAUGCAUUACUCGGACGUUUGUUCUGGGAUGUUUGGAAAAGCAAAUAUUGGAACGACAAAAUGAAAAAUCGAUUGCAAAGCAAAAUAUCAAAAAUAAAAUUACCAUCAUUUAUUCGCUACCUUAAGGUCACGGAUAUAAAAUUGGGCAACGCUUUACCUAAGAUUGAACGCGUGCACAAUCUUCGUCAGGAUCAUCGUGGGAUAUGGGUGGAUCUCGAUGUGGAUUAUACUGGUGGUAUAAUGUUAACAAUAGAGACAAUGAUAAACCUGGAGUACUAUCUCAGACAACUAACUGAGCAGAAUAAACCCGAAAACGAUAUUGUUCUCAAGUUUUCGCGGGAAGAUAGUGUCCAUAGUGACGUCAGUGUUGAUAGCGACACUGAAGAUGGUUCAGACGAGUACCACAGCCCUAGUGCAUCUAGUGACGGAUCUGUGAGUGAUGGGGAAAAUAUAGAAGAAUCAACUGAUGGAGACCAAAAGUUUGAUGAUAAAUCAAAGACGUCCUGUGCACCGGAGGAUAAUCAGGGAUGGGCAGGUAAAAUAAAGAAUCCAAGGGGUAAAAAGAUCGUCAACAUGUUGGAGAAGUUCGCCAAGUCAAAAUGGGUACAGAAGGCGGCAGAAAGCAAAGUUGUACAAAAAGCUGUCUCUAAACUCUCAAAUAUUCCCAUUGAAGUGAGCGUCGAAGUAGUGAGGUUACAAGGAACUUUGGCUGCUAAUAUACCACCGCCUCCUUCAAAUAGAUUAUGGCUUGGUUUCCAUGUUAAUCCUAUAUUAAGUCUGAUCGCGAGGCCAAAACUUGGCGAAAAAAAUGUCAGACUGACUCAGGUCACGGAAUGGAUCGAGUACAAACUGAAACAAGAAUUUAAGUCAAUAUUUGUUCUACCAAAUAUGGAGGAUAUAACAAUAAGAAUUAUGGAUAGUGGUUUUGAAGACAAGUUUCCUUCUUCAUGAAUCGAAGAAAGAGUUUGUCUUGCUGUUUUCUCCGGGUGAAAUAAUACAAGAGAACGCUGAAGAUUGGUUCAGUUUACUUUACAUGAAGUAAUGGUGUUUAUGUUAACGUUGUGUUACAAGUCAACAAACUUUCUUUACUUCAUUUAAGCCCAGUUUUGAUUAUUUAUAGUGUGAAUUGUAAAUCUAUAUUGUGAAUGGCUUGUACUGUACGUAGCUAAAUAAUCGUAAAGAUUCAACUAUAGAGAAAUAGAUGUUUAUUGAAAUUCAUAGAAAAAUCUACUAGUUAAUAAACUUGCUGUUAAAGAAA